Molecule: messenger RNA, 7890 nt
Organism: Stomoxys calcitrans (stable fly)
Lineage: Eukaryota; Metazoa; Arthropoda; Insecta; Diptera; Muscidae
Gene: Ubr3
Product: E3 ubiquitin-protein ligase Ubr3
Exons: 11
Coding region: 801-7790 (2329 amino acids)
Biological process (GO): ubiquitin-dependent protein catabolic process via the N-end rule pathway; protein ubiquitination
Cellular component (GO): ubiquitin ligase complex; cytoplasm
Molecular function (GO): zinc ion binding; ubiquitin protein ligase activity
Source: RefSeq, a predicted model, not a curated record
UUGGCAAAAAAUAAACAUUUUAGUGUUUUACUGAGUUCGAUACUUGACCACGCUCUAAUAGAAAAAAAUUGAAUCAGCUGAGCUGACACUUUGGGCUUUCUUCUUUUGUAUCUUAUUCCAUCGUUCGUCUUCAUCAUUUUUAGUUGUUCAGUUCUCUCUCUUCUCUGGCUACCAUAAUUUUAGUGGAAUUUAGUGCGUUGCAAUUUUUUUUUCAAGCACGGAUUCUUGCAAAAAUAUUCUUGCAACAAUUAAAACGAAAAUACUAAACGGUUCGCAACCUAGUGGAUGUGCGUCAAAGGAAUUCACAAAAUAAAGUUUGACAGAUAUAUUAGAUGGCCAGAGAAUAGAAAGCGAAAACGUGGUAAUAUUAAUCGAAGAAAAUAUCUAAGGAAAAAAAAAAACCAAAAAAGUUUUGUGUGUGAUACAAGCAAGAACCACCGAUUCAAGCAAUGUUAGUGAACAAGAAUAAAUAAUAUCAAAAGGAAAAGAGCCAAACGACCGACCGCCGUCGUCGUUGUCCGUAUGAGCCAAAUUAUUUCUUGAAAUCCUAGAAAAAAAAUACCUUAGUGAAACUUGUUCUUCAUUACAUUACAACAACAAUAAACACGUUUACGUUGCCCGUCACCUUCGUCAAGAAAAACAACAACGACAGCAGCAACGACGACGACGUAGCAGCAAACGGCAAACAUUUUGGUUGAUAUCGUCACGACCAACAACAACAAAACAUUUUUUUUUUUUAGGAAAAACAAAUUGAAAAUAAGCAAAAUUUAAAACUUAAUUCUUUAUACGACGCCUAGAAAAUGGAUGAGGAUGAAAAUAAUCCAGGCAAUGGUAAUAGGAAUCGAGAACAUGUGGCUGGUACCUCCACCUCUUCUACCUCUGCCUCCAUCUCCUCAGCAUCUGCCUCAUUGUCCUCAGCAAGCAAUACCAGCAAUCAGCCUAGACCAGUUUCGCCUGCUGUCGAAGCCACUUCGGAUUUGGAUUUCGAUGAUGAUGACGAUUUGCUAGACACAAUUGAGGUGACCGUUACUACUGACGGCGCUCCAAUGCCUCGCGAUGAUACGGAUGACAUGGAGCUCAUAAAUUUAUCCUCCCCCGCCUCGGUAGUGAAUAGUCUGGUAACUUCAUUGGCGGCGGUGGCUAAUGCUUCGGCCCAGUUAGCCGCCAACACCAACAGGCCACCCCAACGAUCCCCCGAAGCCCAUGAACGUGUGAUAAAUGUGGGUGGAAAUCUGAUUACAUGGAAUUUCGAAAAUAAUCUUAAUGCAGCCACACAAAAUAUGCCUGCAGGUGCUGCAGCAAAUCCGGGUAUCGGAUCUGUUGCGCCCUGGGAUGCCCGAUUAGCCACUGCAGCUGCCCAAGCAACGGCCUCAAGAUCACCCAAUUUGAGCGGUGGUAACGUUGUGCCUUAUAACUACCAAAAUAGAAUGGAUACAGUUGCCAGUGGGGCAGCUGCCUCACGCUCUCCAAAUGCCACAGUGGGAGAUCUUAUUGCCUGGGACUACAAUUCUAUGUCAGGGCACGAUGAUGGCGAUGAGCCUUCCACUUCAGAUAGAGCCAAUGAUCCAAGUUCCGCCGACACCGGUGCCGAUGAUUUUGGCCUGGGUGCUGCCGCAGAGGGGGCUUCGUCGGCUGGUGGUGCAGUUCCAAGUUUCUUCUUUGACACUUCGUCGUUUCGCUCGCGUACCCGCAAAGAAGUUGCGGCACUUAUUAAUGCCGAGUGUUGUCGCGGUGGACCCACUCCCGAUUUGGACUAUAUCAUGGAUAGAUUUUUCAAUCCGAGUACACCCAUAGAUAAUGCUGAUAAUAUCUCUUGGAUACGCUGGCUAAUUGCUGGAGGCCGAACCAUAAGAGAAUUUGUUAAAAUCGUUCGCAGCUAUGAUAACCAUGCAAAAUGUGGCCUUGUUUGGGUCCCUCAUGUUGUCGCCUAUCGUUGUCGCACCUGUGGCAUAUCACCCUGCAUGUCCAUAUGCCGAGACUGUUUCAAGAAGGGUGAUCACACGAACCACGACUUCAAUAUGUUUCUCUCGCAGGCAGGUGGUGCCUGCGACUGUGGUGACACAUCCGUAAUGAAAGCCGAAGGUUUCUGCAGUGAUCAUGGCAUUAACAAUCGCCAAAAUAAAGAACCCGUACCCGCCAAUCUCUUGGCCGUAGCUGAAGCCAUAAUGCCCAAAUUGCUGUUUCGGCUAUUGCAGCAUUUUCGUGAGCACAGCGAUGCAGCAUCAGCCACAUUCAAUAUGGCAGCCCACUUGUGCGAGGAGUUCACCAAUAUGUUGAUAGACUUGAACAACAUGGGUGAAAUAAUGCGUAAAGUCAUGACCAGGGCCUUAAUAAGCAAAGAAAUCUACAAGCAGUUUAACGAUCUGAACUGUCUUAGUUCAAGGCACGCACGGGUUUUGAAGAAGAAUCGCGAAAAAUACGAGGAUGCGGUCAAUCGAUUUCCUCGACCCGAACCGCCAGACGAUUAUAAACACUUGGCAGCGCUGGGCGAGAAACUCAUACACACCACUUUGCUGGAGGAAUUUAUUUUUUGGACAUUUAAGUUUGAGUUUCCCCAAAAUUUGGUAUGCUUCCUGCUCAAUAUGCUGCCCGAUCAGGACUACAAGGAACAUCUGACUCGCACAUUCGUUAUGCACUACAGCCGCAUACCCUCAGUGCUGGAAAUGUCACGUGAUCCCGACACCUUGAGCAAUCGUGUAGUGCAUAUGAGUGUGCAAUUGUUUUCCAAUGAGAGUUUAGCCUUGAAAAUGGUCAAAGAAUUAUCUCUGCUCCAUGUUAUGAUCAUUAGUUUGAAGUUGAUGAUGUCCAAAAUUCUCAUACAAAAUACUUUACAUGAUCCUUCCAAAAAUUUCCAUUUCGUUAUCGAUUGCACCCGCCAAGUCAUGAAAGAUCAUUGCUAUUGGCCUCUGGUGUCGGAUUUCAACAAUGUUCUCUCACACGAAUCGGUGGCUUUGGUGUUUCUACGUGAUGACAAUUUGAUUGAUAUGUGGUUUCAGUUUCUCUCCAUGCUGCAAGGCAUGAAUGUCAAUGUGCGCGAAACAGCCUCACAUGUGGAAUUUGAGCCUAACUCCUAUUAUGCGGCUUUCUCUUGUGAACUGGAAGCCAGUGCCUAUCCCAUGUGGUCGAUAAUAUCGCACUUGCAAGAUGGCAAACAUGCCGAUUUGGCCAAAAAGAUAAUAACAUAUUGUGUUAAUAUGUUGCAUGAAUGGUUGGAUGCCAUUUAUUUUCCGGAACCAAAAAUAUCUCAAGAGGAAAUGCUACAGGCGUCAUUUCAUUUUCCCCUACAUCGCUAUUUAGCCGCAUUCGUCUGUCAAGCUGUCACAAAAAUGGGCAUGUCCUUGUCGGAAGUUCUACCCACAAGAUCAUAUAUAUUACCAUUGCUUAUGAUGCAUCCGUUAAGAGUGCAGAGUUUCUUCUAUGAGAUUUUGGCCGGAAUUUGGGUACGCAAUGGCCUGCAAAUCAAAGGGCAAGCCAUGACCUAUAUACAAGCGAACUUUUGUAAUUCCAUGGCCGAUAUGGAUCUAUUCUUUUUGCAAAUCUGUGCCACAAAUCUGCCACAAUACUUCUUCCUUCAGAACACCAUAGAUCUCUUUGGUGUUGCCCAAUGGCUGGAAACGGCACCACUCAAGCAAUCGCAGAAAAUGGAACAAACCUCAAUGUUAGAGGGAUUUUUAACAUUCCUAGCGACAUUGGUCACAAGUCGUACGAAUCUAGGUAAUGAUGAGGCCACGCAAUGUAUUAUAGAAAUCAGUGCUCUGCUGGCCACGGAGAACAAGACGCAUUCACAGUUAUUGGAGUUAAUGCCCGAGCGUUCGGGAAAUGUGCAUACCAAGAAUUUUGAAACUUUCUUGAAACAGUUAUCUGUGUAUAAGGCGCCAUCGGCUGGUUCGGAAAACCUUGAACAAGGCCUGUUUACACCAAUCGAUGAGGUGUGGGAGGAGUACUACGAUCCAUUGCACGUUCUACUGCGAGCAGUUCACCGGCGUGAUUUCCAAUCUUCCCUGGAUCGUUUUACAAACUAUGUCAAGUCGAAGAAUCGUAUGCCCGCCAGUGGUAAUUUAUGGCCUCCAUUUCGUUUACCUCGCCCCGUUGGAGCUGCCUUCAGUGAUCCCUGUCGCAUUCUAAAUUCUCGUGUCUUCCACUCCACAAUAUUGUCGAUAUUGUAUCGUGCUGUACAUUCUCGCGAUGUAUCAGAACAUCUAUUGGCCUUAGCAAUCUUCCUAUUGGAAAUUGCCAUUGAAACAAGCGAAGAUACCAAGUCUGGUGGAGGUAGCGACAAGGCGGCCGUUGUAGAAUGUGAGGAGCAACAUAAGCCCUGUUACCCAUUCGGUAUGCGUCGAGAUCCUCCCAAAUUAUUCAGAUGCUAUCCGACCGAUAACCUGAGCUGCAAUUUGAGACACGUCGUGACGAAAAUAUCUCUUAAGUCUCAGGAGCCACAAGUCACACCGGCCCACUAUCGCUCAAAUCCAUUCUACACAGAUGUCGAUUACGAGCUGGAUGAUAAUCAAAGCAUGGAUAUAAGCCCUGCCUGGGGAUAUGAACGCAAUUUGAGUGUAGUGCAUAGUAAUUCCGCUCCAAAUUCCACUACCACAUCUACCGCUUUAGUGCCUAUGCGUCUUCAGAACAUGGAAGUUGCACUGCCAGCAGAUCUUUCUGUAGUACCCGAAACGGGAUUGGUAAUACGACAAGACAGUCAGGAGGACGAUUCUUUACGAGAAAUUGGGAAUGCCAUUGAAAAUACCGAUGGCUCAACUUCGCCAGCCAUGGAGUAUCGUUUCUCCUUGCAACCCAUAACAAUGUCCGCAGAAAACACUGGCAUGGAAGUGGUUCUGCGUGAUGGCCAAGCACCGGGUCCCUCAAACACGAUAGCAGGUGUCAAUCAACAAGUGGCCACACAAAAUCAAAGACAAAACCAACCGGACAUGUUCCCGCCAACAACUCCCAACACAAUUGGCAGCUUGAUUCCAUUUCCACGUGUACAACCUGUGGCUGUGCCAAGCACGAAUAUGGAUAUAAUACCCUCGAAUCCAGGUGCCUUGGGUGUGGGACGUACACGACUUGCCUACGAAGUGAGCAACAGAAAACGUUCGGUAGAAAAUGCGAUCGAUGGUCAUAGCAAAGACGAUGUUGUAAUUGAUGAAAGUAUACUCUCGCUACUACUGAAACUACAUUCGCAAUUAAGUGGCACCCUUGACAGCUUCUCUGUCGCUGACGAUGGUGAUCAGGAAGAUGAGUCCCUAUCGUCAUCUACCGCCAUGGAUGUGGACUCUGAGAGUUCUGCGGAGCCCUCAACUUCUUCGGCAGCUGCUGCUGCAGCCUCUAGUCAAACGAAAAAACGCAACAUCAAAGUAUCCGAUUCACGUGUUGGUGAUGGACCUUUCUUUAUUGGGAAUCUUCUGCGGAAGAUAGCCAAACAUGAUGAGCUAUGUGCUCAAAACAUAGACGAAAUACGCCGUAGGCUAUGGCCCAACCAAAGGGAGAAACAAGCCGAAGCGAAGGCCCGUGAAGCUAAAGAGAAGGAAGAGCGACGCAAACGAGCCCGUGAAAGACAAAUGAAGAUGAUGCAAGAAUUUGCCAACAAACAAAAGGAGUUUAUGCAAACAGCUGCAGCCACCAAUAUGGAUGCAGGCAUGGAGGAAGAGGAGGAGUUAUACGAAGAGCAACCCCGCGAAAAAGAAUAUGAUUGCAUUAUUUGCAAUUGCACUACACCCAGUACCGAAGCCAAUCCAAUUGGUCUUGUUGUCUUGGUGGAAUCCAGCGGCAUUGUAGGUCAUCGGCGCCGCAUCACAGAAAGGUUACCGCUACCCCUAAGUCCGGAAGAUGAAGAGCGACUGAAACACAGCACACGGCUAGCCACUGAAUUCAAUCGCCGCACUGAACUUCUAAGUUUGAAGUUUGGCGAAGAAUCAUGGUAUCUCUCAAAUAAUAUGGCCUAUGAAAAUGGGGUUCACGUGCAGUCGUGUGGUCACCAUGUGCACCUUAGUUGUUUGGAUGCUUAUUUGAAAACAUUGUACGCCAGCCAAAGACAACAUCAACACGAGAGGGGAGAAUUCUACUGUCCCGUGUGUAGGCAGCUGUCCAAUUCAGUACUACCGUUGAGCCCACAGCUGGAUCGUCCAACGCCAGUAGUGCGUUCGGGAACACAACCAUUUGAGCAAUUGGUAUCUGAGUUGACCAAUCUAAUAAAGGAAAAUGAAAGACCACCGAUCUCAACAAAAUUAUCUGAAGCUAUGGGUCGUGCAAUGGAAGAUAUGACAAACAUAACACAUCGGAAGAUGAAAAGAAUACCACCAACGUUCCGAAGCCUAUUCAUAUUUGUUACCUCAAUUGCUCGCACCAAUCUCGAAUCAGAGAUUAUACAAAGAGGUGGCACAUUGUGCUCCACAAAUCCCACACGAUACAAAGCGAAACGUGACUGCAUUGUACCCCUGUUGCAUGUACUCUCUGUACAUGUACGGGUGCUGGUCGAAUGGCCGUUGUGGAGUUCUUGGGCCUCUUUGGCCGGUAUGCCAGUUACAGAUAUUGCACCAGUACCCUCACACUGCCGUGAAGUGAUACCAGCCAUUUUGGCCGAUCCCAUAGCGUUGCUACUGAAGUUUAUACUUCUGGCUCCUCUACAUCUAGAUCAAGAAUACUUCUCUUGCAUGGUCAAGGUUAUGUACAACCUAUUGUACUACCAAAUUGUGGUCCAACUUUGUGUUACUUUAACCGAUCUCGAGUGUGAUUAUAUUUUAGCCAACUUUAAUGCACCGCCUUCCGCUGAAUCGCAACCUUCUUCCAGCCGUCGAAAUUCGAUGCGUUCGUCUCCCAAUGCCUACUUGGCCAGAGCCAUGGCUUUAGUUUUAAAGAAUACCAAUCGUUUGUCACACCUAAGGCGUGAUAGUAUACCAUCCACCUCAGCAGCUGCUUCGGCCAUGAAUUCGGCCACAGCAAAUGCCGCCUCCCCCAGCGUCAGCAGCAGCAACAGCAACAGCAACAUCGAUGUUGAUUCUCCAACCACUUCGCCACUGGCGGGCGUGGAAGUCAACUUCAAAUCUAUGGAAAUGCAACUGCAAACAUUGUGUUUGCCCUUUCUGCGUAUUGCCGCCUUGCUACGUCAGCAUUUGUAUAGGCACGAAAUGCCGGAAAUUUCAGCGCCAGGCCUGGAGUUUGUGCGUUUAGUUUACUAUCUGGAACUUGUAACGGAUUCAAUGGAUUGGGAUUGUUUCAAUGCCUCAAAAGGGCUAUGUUUUAUACCGGGCGGCUCAGAGGACACUCUGCCAAAGUUUUGGUGUGAGCAGUUAAUGAAUAUCCGACCACCAACGGACACGGUACGAGAAUUAGUGAUUCUUAAUCAACACGCUUCGUGGCAACAACCAAAGUUGCUGCAACUGCCUAGGGAAUAUGAGCGAUUAUUUACGUAUUAUCAUGAAAGGCCUUGUUUAAAUUGCUAUAAGGUACCUAAGGAAAGUUCAAUAUGUUUAUUGUGUGGCACAAUUGUGUGUCUGAAGCAAAAUUGCUGUGCCGAGAAUGAAUGCUGCGAAGCUGUGAGGCAUACUAUUACUUGUGGUGGUGGCAUUGGUAUAUUCCUGGUUGUAACUUCAACGUAUAUAAUUGUGAUAAGAGGACGACGGGCAUGUCUCUGGGGUUCACUCUAUUUGGAUGACUUUGAUGAGGAAGAUAGGGAUUUAAAACGAGGGAAACCCUUAUAUUUGAGCCAGGAUCGUUUCAAUUUACUGGAAUCCCAAUGGUUAUCACACAAAUUUGCCCAUACGAAGCACACGUGGGUAUUCCACAGAGAUCUGUUGUGAAAUAUACAAGAUCUAUUACGUAAUAUCCAAGACAUGAUAGUAGACAUUUGAGUUAAGUUCAUUUCAAUAUACGACUAUAUUCGACCUAUAUGAAACUAUA